GCCUUGUCUUUCUUUGGGGCAGAUGGUGGAGCACAGACAAGCAUUUACAACGCGGUAUAUAAUGUGACUGCUGAGGGCCGUGGUGAGGUUUCCUCUUCCGCUCUUCAUUGAGGUCCAAGGGAACUGCGAGAGGCUUCGGAAAUCCUGCCCAAUGGACCCCAAACUGGGAAGAAUGGCGUCAGCUCUCCUUGCUCUUCUGCUGCUGCUUUUGGGAGGCAUGUCUUCUCCAUCCUCACCCCACGCCGGGCUGGUCGAGAAGGUCUUCCGGUACAUGGAUCUCCAUCAGGAUGAAUUUGUGCAGAGGCUGAAGGAGUGGGUGGCCAUUGAGAGUGACUCCGUUCAACCUGUGCCUCGCCUCCGACAAGAGCUCUUCAGGAUGAUGGCCCUGGUCGCAGAGGAGCUCCGGCGCCUGGGGGCCAGCGUGGACCUCAAGGACUUGGGCUCUCAGCAGCUGCCUGAUGGCCAGACUCUCCCGAUACCUCCUGUCAUCCUGGCUGAGCUGGGGAAUGAGCCAGGGAAACCCACCGUGUGCUUCUACGGCCACCUGGACGUGCAGCCGGCCACACAGGCCGAUGGGUGGCUCACUGACCCUUACACGCUGACGGAAGUGGAUGGAAAACUUUAUGGACGAGGAGCGACAGACAACAAAGGGCCUGUUUUGGCGUGGAUUAAUGCUAUGAGCGCAUUCCGAGCCCUGGAGGAAGAUCUCCCCGUGAACAUCAAGGUGAUCAUUGAAGGAAUGGAAGAAGCCGGCUCUGUGGCCCUGGAGGAACUUGUCAAGAGAGAGAAGGACAGGUUCUUUUCCAGCGUGGACUACAUUGUGAUUUCCGAUAACCUGUGGCUGAGCCAGAGGAGGCCAGCACUCAUUUACGGAACUCGAGGGAACAGCUACUUCGCGGUGGAGGUGACAUGCAGAGAUCAAGAUUUUCAUUCAGGCACCUUUGGUGGCAUCCUUCAUGAGCCAAUGGCUGAUUUGGUGGCUCUUCUCGGUAGCCUCACGGACUCUGCUGGUCACAUUCUGAUCCCUGGGAUUUAUGACCAAGUGGCUCCUCUCACAGAAGAGGAGAAAGACCUGUACGGCGCCAUCGACCUGGAGCUAGAAGAAUACCGGAACAGCAGCCGGGUUAAGAAAUUCCUGUUCAACACCAAGGAGGAAAUUCUGAUGCACCUAUGGAGGUACCCUUCUCUUUCCAUCCAUGGGAUCGAGGGCGCAUUCGAUGAGCCCGGAACUAAAACAGUCAUACCUGGCCGAGUUAUAGGAAAAUUUUCCAUCCGCCUGGUCCCUCACAUGAAUACAUCUGUGGUGGAAAAACAGGUGCAACAGCAUCUCCAGUAUAUAUUCUCCCAAAGAAAUAGUUCCAACCAGAUGGAUGUUUCCAUGGUGCUGGGACUGCACCCGUGGAUCGCAGAUAUUAAAGAUCAUCAGUAUCUUGCAGCAAAAAGAGCCAUCAAAACAGUGUUUGGAACAGAGCCAGAUAUGAUCCGGGAUGGAUCAACCAUACCAAUUGCCAAAAUAUUCCAGGAUAUUAUCCAGAAGAGUGUGCUGAUGCUUCCGUUGGGUGCUGUUGACGAUGGGGAGCACUCUCAGAAUGAGAAAAUCAACAGGUGGAACUACAUAGAAGGAUCCAAAUUGUUUGCUGCCUUUUUCCUAGAGGUGGCUCAGCUGCAUGAAUAAUGGCAGGAACCUUCUAGCUCAGGUCUGACCUGCUAACACCCUGGACAGGAAAGGAAUCUCAAUAUCCAGAGAAUUUCAGUCCAGAAAGUAAUGUUUUCCCUCCCAUUUAAAAUAUCUUUAGACAUUUGGACCAAUAAGUAUAGACAUUGGGAAUGGUCUAAUGUCCCAUAGCAAGCCUUUCUAAAGUCACAGCUUCCUUCACCAACCUGAUCUCCCCAAGUUCAGCUGCAGUAUCCCAGGACUGGACCUCCCUUCACAAUGAUUGACGUAGUCACUCUAGCUUGCUUUCUAGGUCUGGAAGUACUCAUGACACAUAAUCAUUCCAUGCAGUGACUAUCAGUACUCACCCCACCCUUGCUUGUACCACAUUUUCCUUUUAUCUUAUUAAUAAAGACCUUGGUCUCCACCACUGACUACCAUGAUUUCCCUGUGGGUUCAUUUUUAAAGGAGUUACUAGAGCAUGAUACUAUGUUAACCUCUUGCUUCCCCUUCAUUUAUUUUUCCUGCUCUGAAAAGUUCUGAAAUAGAAAUGAUCAAUAUGCAUAGCCUCAUGUCACUUGGGAUUUCUUGUGUGAGGAUGAGUACUUUUUUAUCCCAAGCCCCUUUACCUUUGUUGUGACGGAUGCCAGCAGGCCACCUGAUUUCUGUUCUUUUUUUCUCCCCAUCAGGAAAGGCCCGCUCAGGCUCUCCAACGCCUGUGCAUAUGUAAAUUUGCUACAGCAGAAUCAAUCCUGAUAGAAGUUUACUCAGCCCAUUGGAAUUUUACUCAAUGACUACAUUUAAAUUGCUCAAAGCUUUUAAUAGCAUCAGUGAUAGAUAGAGAACUAAUCAACCCUGACAUCAGUAACACACUCUAUAUUUAAAGCCAUCAGCUAGUGUGCAUCCAUUAAUCAUUUCAGUUAACCAUCUUGUUUGCUUGAUUGGAUUUGAUGGUGUACACAAACAAACAAGAAUGUAAUUUUUCUAAGGCUGAGUAUGUAAACAAAUCAAUUCAAUCUUUAUGAAUUCAUUAUCUAAAUCACAUUAAUGGAGAAGAAUUUAAGGGUUUAUUAAAAACGUUUCUCUUGUGAUUCAAAAUAAAACCAAAGCAUAAGGCA
Myotis davidii is the source of this 2772-nucleotide messenger RNA. RefSeq names its product carnosine dipeptidase 1 (metallopeptidase M20 family) (gene CNDP1). The transcript is spliced from 12 exons. Gene Ontology annotation, biological process: proteolysis. Gene Ontology annotation, molecular function: metallodipeptidase activity. Bases 152 to 1675 code for a protein of 507 amino acids. NCBI's taxonomy places the organism in Eukaryota, Metazoa, Chordata, Mammalia, Chiroptera, Vespertilionidae. The record is from RefSeq and is a predicted model, not a curated record. Gene Ontology annotation, cellular component: cytosol.